AUGAGAUAUUUCCACUUCCACGAGGUGCCUUCCCAUUUGCAAGACAACCUGUACAUUCUUUCCGGAUAUCGGGCCCACUAUAACUUUUCCCAAUGCUUCAAAUCGAUUUUUGCAAUUCAUAAUGAAACAGGAAAUAUUUGGACCCAUUUGAUUGGCGCUCUGGUUUUCCUUGUUUUUUUGAUCGUCGGAUACCAAAAUUUGCCGCAGCACGCGACCAGCUUGGAUUAUGCGAUGGUCACGAUUUUCCUGGUGUCCGCCAUAAAAUGCUUGCUUUGCUCCACAAUUUUCCACACUUUUUCGUGCCACUCGCAUUCUUCGGUUUACGAUAUCGUGGCCAUUCUCGAUUACUCCGGCAUCUCCUUGCUGAUCUUGGGCUCUUUUGUGAUUUAUUUGAAUUACGCCCUGUAUUGCCACAACACGCUACGGUGGGUCUACAUCGCGCUGGUUACGGUUCUCUGCCUUUCCGGCGUCGUAUUGCCUUGGUUUCCAUUUUUUAGAACGAACGAAUUUCGAGUGUGGAGGACGCUGUUUUUUGUCGGCAUGGGCAUUGCAGCUGGGCUCAUCUCGGCACACUCCAUUUUCUUAAAUGGCUGGACACAAUGGAGUGACCUGGUGCCAGCAGAAUAUUUGCUGAUAGAAAUCGUGCUGUAUUUAGCCGGUGCAUAUGUGUAUGUUGUGCGAAUUCCCGAAGCUUGGUUUCCUGGAAAGCUAGACCAUUUUUUCCAUUCGCAUCAAGUCUGGCAUGUGAUGGUAUUUCUUGCUGCAUUUUUCCAUUAUAUCGCCUCCAUAAGAUUAAUGGAUUCCAGACUGGCGAACGAUACAUGUGCUCUCUACAAUUGA
Molecule: messenger RNA, 840 nt
Organism: Mitosporidium daphniae
Lineage: Eukaryota; Fungi; Microsporidia
Product: adiponectin receptor 1b
Exons: 2
Coding region: 1-840 (279 amino acids)
Cellular component (GO): membrane
Molecular function (GO): signaling receptor activity
Source: RefSeq, a predicted model, not a curated record